UAAAUUCUCUCUCUUAGUUCCUGCUCUUCCUGCCAGACUAUCAAGAAGCACAAGUAUCUCAUCAGCAUCAAAUCAAUUCAUCUAGGCCAAAAGCCUAAGAACCUGCAGCCACAAAAAUAAACCAGGGAAGAAAAAAGUACUGACCCUUCUGGACCAUUUACAUACCAGACCAGACAGUAUCAGCGAGAAGAGAGUAUAGACAAAGACCAAGAGAUGAAAGGGAAGAGGUUAUACAACAAAAUGGCUCUAGAUGUUGAGCUGAAUGACCAGCAUCUCGACCAACAUGAAGACAGCAAUUCUUACCACCGUGUUGUUUGCAGCCGUUGUGAGUGCAAUAUCAGAAGAAACUUCUGGUGAUGAUGACGCUGGCAUAUGCCCAGGAGACUAUAUGAGAAAGCACCCGGAAACCUACGCAGAGAAGAAGAAACUUCUUAAAAAAUAUGGUUUCCCUGACUUCAGUAAACUGAAAGCAUGUUCUAGUGAUGACCAAUGUGACAACAGCAGGAAAUGCUGUAGAACGCCAUGUGGUAUGAAAUGCAUGCCACUCAUUUAUGAGAGCAAUGUCAUGGAAACAAUGGAGCAAGUAAUGAAAGAAAUAGGCAGAGGACCCGAUAAUGCACCAUAUGAGCCUACAGAGGAAGACAAAAAAUAUGGAAUGUGUCCUGAUAAUUAUAUUAAAACACAUCCAGAAGUCAAAGAAAAAUUUGAAAAGAAAAUGGAUCAUCACCGUUCACAAAAACAAUGUAAACACGGUGAACAAUGUAACGGAGAAAAUUCACAUAAACAAUGUAAACACAAGCAUUUCAAUAAUUACAUGAACAAGACUGACUGCUCAGUAGAUGGGGAUUGUAGCAGUGGCAUGCGGUGUUGCAGCACAAUGUGUGGAAAGAAAUGCAUGAAGGCAGUAUUCACUAAUGAAGAUUUAAAAGAGUCACUUUUUGGCAAAAAGAAAGAGAACAGAAAGAAGAGAGAUGCGGCAGAUGAAGAUGAACUAGCCAUGGAUGAUGACAAUGAAAUGGAACAUGGCAGGGGCCAUGGAAAAGGAUUAGAACAUGGAAGGGGCCACAGGAAGGGAUCAGGUCAGGGGAAAGAAGGAGAUCAUGGAAUGUGCCAAGGUGAAGAGUGUGGAAAGGGACACGGAAGUGAAGCAGAGCAUGGGAAGGGACGUGGUAGAGGAGCAGAGCAUGGGAAGGGACGUGGUAGAGGAGCAGAGCAUGGGAAGGGACAUGGUAAAGGAGCAGAGCAUGGGAAGGGACAUGGUAAAGGAGCAGAGCAUGGGAAGGGACAUGGUAAAGGAGCAGAGCAUGGGAAGGGACGUGGUAAAGGAGCAGAGCAUGGGAAGGGACGUGGUAAAGGAGCAGAGCAUGGGAAGGGAGGCAGGAAAGGAAAAAAGCAUGGUAAAGGAGGCAGGAAAGAGGUAGAGCAUGGAAUAGAUCAUGUCCAAGGACAUGAGGAUGAAGUUCAGGAAGAACUCUUCAGGAAAAAGCGUUCCCUGAAUUCACUGGGAAAUGAACUUGGUAACACUCACAGUAAUGAUGAAAUGCAAGAAGAAUUAAGCAAUGGAAAAGGAAAGGGAAAGGGAAAAAAGAAGGGCAAAGGAAAGAAAAAGGGAAAAGGUGUCUAAGAAGCGUAAGAACCAUAACAAUGAAAGAAUGUAACCAUAUCCUAUAUUUAGUACAUAAACUUCUUGAAUUUUUCUGGUUAAAAAUAUUCAAGCAUUAAAACAUAAAAUGAA
Messenger RNA from Hyla sarda, 1735 nucleotides. Its product is annotated as ribosome-binding protein 1-like. Gene Ontology annotation, cellular component: extracellular region. The coding region runs from base 263 to 1624 and encodes 453 amino acids. Gene Ontology annotation, biological process: antibacterial humoral response; innate immune response. The record is from RefSeq and is a predicted model, not a curated record. The transcript is spliced from 7 exons. Gene Ontology annotation, molecular function: peptidase inhibitor activity. Lineage: Eukaryota; Metazoa; Chordata; Amphibia; Anura; Hylidae.